UUCUGUGACCAUCUUUAAAGGAAGUUUCCUGGGACCUAGAGAGAAAGAAAGAAGCCCAAAGAAGGAAAAUAAAGGGCUAUGAUUUCCUUGUCCUGUUGCUUUGUCUCUGGCUCCCUCUGCCUCUGGAAGAGUAGCCACAGGACACAAAGAUGCCCAGCUGGUCACUGCACGCCCAAGUUCAGAUUAGCUGGUGCUUCUCUCCUGUUUAGCCCGACUGCUUUCUCUGAAGGGGAGGACUCGCAGCCCAACAGCCUUUCAGUUUAACCUGAAGAGUGUGUGCCGCCUCUCUCCCAAGAGCUCUCUGGAGGUGGAAGAGAGGGGAGAAAGAGGAGGACUUGAAAGUGCCCGAGGAGCUCCCGAUGCUAAGAGGAGACAAACAUUCCCGUGGACGACGCAGAAAGGACAAAGCUGACUGAUUUAUUGCUGUUCUCCGUAAUUUUUUUUCUCCCUAUUCUUCGGCGCACACCAGUGUUUGGAGAUCUUUGAAAACACAAAACAAAACACCCCGAAGCCCCAACCCCUUGGCUAGCUCUUAUGGGAAUGAAACACUCCUCCCGCUGUCUGCUCCUGAGGAGGAAAAUGGCGGAGAACGCUGCCGACAGCACCGAGGUUUGCCCCAUCCCAUCCCAGCCUCCUCAGCCUACUGUUGUUCCAAAGCCAGUUCAAUCUGUCAUACAUGUCCCAUUGCAACCAAGCUGCCCGGGCAGAGGAAAGAUGGCAAAGCUCAUCAAUCCAGAAGAGAUGACAUCCAGGGAUUAUUACUUUGAUUCUUAUGCUCACUUUGGAAUUCAUGAGGAAAUGUUAAAGGAUGAAGUGCGCACAUUAACCUAUAGAAACUCAAUGUAUCACAAUAAACAUGUUUUUAAAGAUAAGAUUGUCCUUGAUGUUGGAAGUGGCACAGGAAUCCUCUCUAUGUUUGCUGCAAAGGCAGGAGCCAAGAAGGUAUAUGGGAUUGAAUGCUCAAGUAUAUCUGACUACUCGGAAAAAAUUAUCAAGGCCAACCACUUGGACAACAUAAUCACAAUAUUUAAAGGUAAAGUGGAAGAAGUUGAAUUACCCGUGGAUAAAGUAGACAUCAUCAUCAGCGAGUGGAUGGGUUACUGUCUAUUCUAUGAGUCAAUGUUAAACACAGUCAUCUUCGCACGAGACAAGUGGCUGAAACCUGGAGGGCUAAUGUUUCCAGACCGAGCUGCUUUGUACGUGGUAGCAAUUGAAGACAGACAGUACAAGGACUUCAAAAUUCAUUGGUGGGAGAAUGUGUACGGCUUUGACAUGACCUGUAUUAGGGAUGUUGCCAUGAAGGAGCCUUUGGUGGACAUAGUAGAUCCAAAGCAAGUGGUGACCAAUGCCUGUUUAAUAAAGGAAGUAGAUAUUUAUACAGUGAAAACUGAAGAAUUGGCAUUUACUUCUGCAUUCUGCCUCCAAAUUCAGCGUAAUGAUUACAUUCAUGCCUUGGUCACCUAUUUUAAUAUCGAAUUUACAAAGUGCCACAAGAAGAUGGGAUUUUCUACAGCACCUGAUGCUCCCUAUACUCACUGGAAGCAAACUGUCUUCUACUUAGAGGACUAUUUAACUGUGAGACGAGGAGAAGAAAUCUAUGGGACUAUAUCCAUGAAACCAAAUGCAAAAAAUGUGCGUGACCUGGAUUUCACAGUAGACUUGGAUUUUAAAGGACAGCUGUGUGAAAUGUCAGUAUCUAAUGACUACAAAAUGCGCUAGCAAGAAACCUUUCAGAGAGAUGAAGAGGAGAAUUUUAUCAAGUCCUGAACUGCUGAACUUCAAGCCAGGAACAACUGUUCACAAGAUUAUUAUAUUAAAUACUAGAAUGUUUACUGUGAUGGAAAGUGGUAACCUGAUCCUUCUUGCAGAUAGUACAGGGGGCUGGGACCCCGCUGUGAAUGUACAGUAUACAGAACUAUAGCUUUUUUCAAACAUAUAGGAAAAAUAAGCAACAGUCUUGAGUGUUCUGGUUAACUUUAGGAUGGCAGAAGAUGCAUAUACGAAUUGUACUACUUAUGUGAAUUUCUGGUUCUUCCAAGCUUUGCAUGUUAAAGAUGAUUAGGGCAGUUUUCUCACUAUGAAAGACCACUACAGCACAUUACUGUGAUAGUAUUACUGGACUUAUAUUCAAUAUAAAUGAAUAUAUAUAGUACAUGAGAAAAAAUAUCAUUUCAUAAUAGGAAUUUGUUUUG
Messenger RNA from Nipponia nippon (crested ibis), 2192 nucleotides. RefSeq names its product protein arginine methyltransferase 8 (gene PRMT8). Gene Ontology annotation, cellular component: plasma membrane. The record is from RefSeq and is a predicted model, not a curated record. NCBI's taxonomy places the organism in Eukaryota, Metazoa, Chordata, Aves, Pelecaniformes, Threskiornithidae. Gene Ontology annotation, molecular function: protein-arginine omega-N asymmetric methyltransferase activity; histone methyltransferase activity; protein-arginine omega-N monomethyltransferase activity. Gene Ontology annotation, biological process: chromatin remodeling; peptidyl-arginine methylation, to asymmetrical-dimethyl arginine.